Molecule: messenger RNA, 4012 nt
Organism: Myzus persicae (green peach aphid)
Lineage: Eukaryota; Metazoa; Arthropoda; Insecta; Hemiptera; Aphididae
Product: homeobox protein prospero-like
Exons: 4
Biological process (GO): regulation of transcription by RNA polymerase II
Cellular component (GO): nucleus
Molecular function (GO): RNA polymerase II cis-regulatory region sequence-specific DNA binding; DNA-binding transcription factor activity, RNA polymerase II-specific
Source: RefSeq, a predicted model, not a curated record
AUGUCAUCUGAGGAGGACGGCGGCAACCACGGAACGACGGCGGUGGCGGGGGGCGCAGAGUGUUUCGUCGGCGGCGGCGGUAUCGGUGGUGGGGGUGAUCCGUUGGACGGUUCGGCCGACAAACUGUUGAAGAACAAGGCGAAGCGGAGCAGACAGCGCGUGGAUGCCGGUGAGCCGCGUAACAGCUACUCGUCCAUACCGAAUUUCAGUUCUCGACCGAUCGUGUCCUCGGCACCACUGCUUAACCAGGCCGCAAGCUUCUACGGAGCAUUUUUCGGCCAAGGCCACCAGCAGUACUUUUUCAACCAGGGCUUCGCGCCCGGUAAAAUGCUAAACGAGUUCAUCGGCCGUCAAGUCAAAGAAGAAAUGGUGACCAUGGACUCGUCCGAUUGCUUGACGCAGCCGCUACCCGGUCUGCCCGGUUCUCCGGCCACCGGGCCCAACAGCGAGCUGGCCCAUCACAUGCUCCGCGACAUAUUACAGGGCAGAAAAAAAGAGCUGCUCGCACUGGAACAGGAGUUCCGCAACUCCGACGACCCGUCGUCGCCGGACAACAGUAUUAUGAACAACAACAACAAUAUCAACAGCAACAAGAACGACAUCAGCGGCUCGGAAGAAUGCGCCGCCGCCACUGCCGCCAAAAAUUUGGCCGCCGCGGACAUCGUCGACAACUGCACCGGAAAGCCGGUCGACCCGGCCGAGGUAAGCUCAGUUAACAAUUUUAUUAACAACAAUAACAAUAACGCGGUGACCAAUGAUCACGACGCGGACGACAUAAACGACGGUACGGAUUCCGAGAGGUCUCUGGGAUCGCCCGUGUCCGACACUAAAGAAAUCAAGGCCGAGGAGCACAGCAAAGACUUCGAGGUGAAAGUCGAACAAAACGAGUUGAAAAAAGCUAGGGUCGAAAAUAUUGUGUCCACAAUGAGGUCCAGUCCUUCGUUGCCGGUCCAGGUCAACGGUUGCAAGAAACGCAAACUGUACCAUCCGCAACAGCACGACAACAGCGAACGGUACAACUCGAUGGACGUGGACGACGACGACAACGAUGACGACGAUGAAGAACUUAGUCCCAAUGAGCUCAGACAGAAAAUGGUCGAGAAAAACGUAUUAAAGGACCAACUGCGCACCAUGCAGGAACAGUUGGCGGAAAUGCAACACAAGUACGUGCAACUGUGCACCAGAAUGGACAACGACGACGAGCCCGAAGACGGCAGCGACGCUGAACCGGAACAGGCGGAAAUCUCGGCGGCAAGGCACAGUCCACCUAUCGCCCCGAAAUGCACUACACCACUGCCGAUGUUGCCAUCGUCGGCUCAACAGAUCAACCCAAAUUUUUCGAAAAUGGUCAAAUUUCUACCACAGACUCACAUGCCCAUACACCCGUCGUUCAACGGGGCGCUAACACUGCUCCAGCAGCAAGUGCUCCAGGAACAGCACAACAAUCACAAUCAGCACCACGCCAUCAACAACGCGGCCGCCAUGUACUUGCAAGGAGUCGGUCACAAAUUGUUCAUGGAACAGGAAGCCAGGCUGGCAAAGGAAGCCGCGAUCGCGGCGGAACAGCAACUGCAUCAACAGCAACAACAACAACAACAACAACAGCUGCAACAGCAACAACAACAACAACUGCAACAGCAACAGCAACAGCAACUACAGCAACAGCAACAACAACAGCAACAACAACAGCAACACCACCAUCAACAUCACGUAAACCAAAUGAACGCUCCAACACCCAUGCACCCGCAGAAGGCCGCCUCGGCCGAGACGCCCGAAAAGAUCGCCGCGGUGCCCGGGUCCGGCCGACAGCCACCCACCACGCCACCGUUCCCGGACCUCGACCUGUUGGCGGACGCUCUCAAGUCCGAGAUAUCCACCACGCUGACCGGACUCAUCGACACGAUCAUGGCCAAGUUCACGCAGCAGCAACAGCAGCGCAAACAGUCCAAGACGGCAGACGCGGCGGACGUGCAGCUGAUGACCAAAGACGUCGAUCGCAAGUCGCUCCGGACCAAAGUCAUCGACCGCGGGAGCCACGGUGCCGACCGCAACUCAGGUUUGGUCAACGGCCUGUCGAAGAUGAUGAACGGCGCCAGCAGCGGUGGUUACAACGCCGCGAGCCAGGUGCCGGUGACAGGCGUCGGUAACGGCGUGGCGAUCGGCGGUGGCGGUAACGGUCUACUGCAGAUGCCCAGCAACGGACCGGCCGAGAUGAGAAACGGUCUGGUCAACACGACUUGAGGCGCCGGCGCCAGCCUGUACAACGGCGCGGACGCGGUCGCGGCUGCCGCAGCGCUAGGACACGUCCGGGGUGCUCAAAUGUUUGCCCCGAAAUUGCACGGCUCGGCGGGCCUGAGCAACGCAGCCGCAGCGGCCGCCCUAUACUCGUCCAUGAGCGGGCUGCCGUCUCACCUGAACCCGUUCUGCAUGGAACGCGAACCGGCGCCCGAACAGAACGAGGCUCUCAGCUUGGUGGUGAUACCCAAAAAGAAACGGCACAAGGUGACCGACACCCGGAUCACCCCACGUGCCAUUAACCGCAUACUCACCCAGGACUCGGCGAACAACAACAACAGCAGCAGCAGCAACAACAACAACAACAACAAUAACAACAACAACAACAGCAACAGUGGCGGAAAUCCUAUGCAAUCGUUGGACGGCAGGGCGCAGCAACCGGUCGGCGGCGCGCAGGCCAUGCAGCAAUCCGCUGCAGUCAUGCAACCCGCGGCCGGCGACUCACCCCCGCCGCCGCCGCCGCCUUCCCAACAGCGGCCGUUCCACCAACAGCAGCAGCAACAGCAAUCGCCGUCGAUUGCGCCGGCCGCACCUCAGCCGCCGCCACCGCCCACGAUGCCCUUGCUGCCGGUGUCGCUGCCCACGUCAGUGGCCAUACCCAACCCCAGCCUGCACGAGUCACAGGUGUUCAGCCCUUACAGCCCGUUCUACACCAGCCAGCACCAAGGCGUGCCGCACCACAUCCCGUCGUCCAGCCCGCCCGGCAUGUCCGACUCGCCACCACCGCCGCCGCCGCAGCACCACCACGGGUCGCUGCUCCACCCCGCCUUGUUAGCCGCCGCGCAGCACCACAACUCGUCGCCGGACCUGAUGAGCAUGAAAGCCCGGAUGGACAUGUCCAUGGGCAACGGCGGCAACGACAGCGUCGACCGCAUUUCCGAGUGCAAUUCCGGGGACGGACCGUACGACGGCAUGUCGCCUAUAUCGUCAACCCUGACUCCGAUGCACUUGCGAAAAGCCAAGCUGAUGUUCUUUUGGGUCCGGUACCCCAGCUCAGCCAUCCUGAAGAUGUACUUCCCCGACAUCAAGUUCAACAAGAACAACACCGCGCAACUAGUCAAGUGGUUAUCGAACUUCAGAGAGUUCUAUUACAUUCAGAUGGAGAAAUACGCACGGCAAGCCGUCAGCGAGGGUUUGCAGAGAUCCGAAGACAUACACGUCAACAAGGACAGCGAGAUCUACAGGGUCCUAAACUUGCACUACAACCGCAACAACCACAUUGAGGUAUGCCUCUGCCAACAUCACAAAAACGAGUGUAUAUAUUGCGGUAUACCUGAACCGGCACCUAGCAAUUUUGAGUAUGUGGUGCAGCAGACGUUACGCGAAUUUUUCGUGGCCAUCCAGAACGGAAAGGACACGGAACAGUCGUGGAAAAAGUCCAUAUACAAGGUCAUCUCUCGCAUGGACGACACCGUGCCGGAGUACUUCAGGUCUCCGAACUUCCUCGAACAGCUCGAAUAAACGGUAUAUAAUUAUGUACACACCGUGUAUAUAUAUGUACGCAUAAUAUAUAUAUAUAUGUAUAAUACUACAUUAUAUACAAGCAUUCGACAUCGCGUCUGUAAACUGUGCUUUUUUUGUAAAGAAAUUUAAUAAUUAUAUUAUCGUUUUCAAUGAGAAAAACGAAAACAAAAACGAAAGCUCAAACAUUGAGUUUUUGUGAUGGGUUUUAUUAUAUUCUAUAUAUGCAUUGUUGUGUACAGUCAUUUUGAAAACA